Amaranthus tricolor (Joseph's coat) is the source of this 11986-nucleotide messenger RNA. RefSeq lists its product as uncharacterized. The coding region runs from base 11067 to 11654 and encodes 195 amino acids. The transcript is spliced from 6 exons. The record is from RefSeq and is a predicted model, not a curated record. Lineage: Eukaryota; Viridiplantae; Streptophyta; Magnoliopsida; Caryophyllales; Amaranthaceae.
UUCAUUAGAAUUUGUGUUGUUCUAUAACCCAUUUCAUUUUCCAGUUAGGGCAGUUACCAUUUCACGAAAACCCUCUUCGCUGCCUCCUUCUAUGAUUCUCUCUCUAACCUUAACCCUUUCUUCUUCAAAUCUCUUCAUCUUCAAGCCCUGGAUAUCUCGAAGGCCCUCCCAGGAAGGUGGCUACUCUUGCUAAUUUGAAUUUCUAUAAGCCUCUUGCCGAAAAGGCGCUAACCUACUACAAUUCUAAAGAGUGCACAAAUUUGUUGCUGAAGGAGGUACUUGUUGUAGAUAGGCAGCACCAACCUGAAACAGUGGUGUGCAUGAAUUUCAUCGCUCGUUCUGAAGAUGAUUCCAAGCUGUUUUAUUUCUUUGCUAAACUUCAAGAUGGUCCGUAUCCUAAUUAUCAUGAUGUCAAGGAGAUGUGCUUCGAGGAAGAUUUUAAGAAGCCUCAACCUAGUGACUUUCAAGUCAAAGAGUUAUGUUCGUUGGAAACACAUGAUUCCGGUAAGUCUCUUUAUGUAGUUACAAUGUUGCUCUGAUUCUUCAUUCUACUACUUUUUUAACUGCUUAUGAGACAUGUUCUUGCAUUUCACUAUGUAGGGAACUGAAUGUAGUUUGUAUUCUCUUAAUUUUACCGUUUUUCUAGGUUGUUUGAGUUGUAGAUUACCUUUUGAUUUUCUCAUCUAGUUUUUUUAUCAUCGUUGAUUUUUAGUUUCAUAUUAUCUAAUUUUAUUUAGUUUUGAGUUAUUGAGCUAUAAUUGUACAAAAUUAUCCUCUAUAUUUUACGUGGAAGCGUGAAACUUGCUCUUUCUAAUUGAAAUCUGUAGGGAGUUUGUUCUUGGUGGUUUAUUUAGGAGGAAGAGAAAUGGAAGGAAAGUUAUUUCGGAGGGAAUGGAAGAGAAAUGGAUGGAGAUGAGUGUUUUUCCUCCGGAUCUUUCUGCCUUUGAAGGGAUUACAUCCUCUAAAUAUAGAACAUUUGUAAGCAAGGAAUAUUGUUCAUGAUGAACAAUACUUUGUACAUGUCAGCAAGUGCCUUUCCUUUAUCUUCUUCUCGCAUUCUCAUCUUUCCAUUUCUUCUUGACCAUUUCUCGCCAGUCGCCAUACUUGCCAUUUUGUAUAAGCGGGUCCCAUUCUCGCCAUUCUUGACAUUCUUUAACUCAGGUAAAGAUGAAAUGGUGUGCUUAGUCAUUCUCGCCAUUCUCUGUCAGAAGGUGCCAGUCUCACCUUUGGUAAGAGCUGCAGUCCUUCCAUCUAUCACUUGGCCAAGGCCUCAAGAAAAAUUGGAAUCAAUUCCUUGGUACGUCACUGUUUGUUCAUUUGUUAUGUUUUUAAUCAAUUAUCUAGCCAAAAUAGGCUCAUCAAAUGUGCAAGAACUUGUUAAGCUCUUUCUGUAGACGGUCUUUGCUUAAGCUUUUUCAUUAAGGCUGUUGUGAAUCAAGGGAACUUGUUACUCGUCCCAUGUUGAUUGUCAUCAUCGAUAUUUUUGUGAGAGAUUUUAAUUUCAAUUGUGGCAAUCAUUCUGGGACAUAGGAGUAGUUUGUUGACCAAAUAUGCAGGAACUAGGAACCGGGUUUUUUUGAGUAGCCAACAAUGCAUAAAAUAAAUUUAAUUCUUUUAAAAAUUAAAAUGAAAACUUUAACUUUGGUUCGGACCCAUACACUUUUUUAGAAAUUAAAAUUUUCCUAAACUUAUUUUGGGAAUUCUUUAAAAAAAAUUAAGGAAAAAAUUAUCUAUAAUAAUUCAACUUUUUUAUGAUUUUCUUGUAAUUAUCCAACCUAUUGAUUAACUAUGAACAAUCCCAAUUUUAGGGGUUUUUGUCUUAAGUAACCCGAAGACCUGCUAUAGUAUGCAAUUCACAAAAAUAGUAAACUAAAAAUUAAUUUAAUAUUAGAAAAUUUUUAAAAAUUUACAUACAAAAUUUUCUGAAUAAUAAAAAAAUCAUAAAAUUUUUAAAAUAUUUUUUUAACAUUUUUUUGAUAUUUUAUUUUAAUUUAUAUUUUUUUAUAAAAACCAAACUUGUUAUUGCAAGUCAUUUGGUUAUCGGGUUUACUUUACGAAUAUACUUUUUAAAGUUGACAUUAUUCAUGGUUAAUCAAUAGGUAGAUUAUUGUAGGAAAAUCAUGAAUAGAUUGGAUUUUUUCCAAAAAUUUAUGUCAAAAAGGGUAUGACUUUGGACUAAUGAAAAGAAAACUAAAUGUUUUUUGGUUUGACUUGGUUUUGAAUUUUGAUAGAAACUAAACCGUAAUGCAAACUUUCAUCCCUACGUCUCAUGAAACAAUUUUUUAUUAGGUUACCAAAUGUACACUUAUAGUAUUAAUACGAUUACUUGUAACCUUAAAAUAAUUAAUUAUAACUAUAGUGAGAUGGUCUUCUACAAAUUUAAUGUGAAAAAUAAUGGUGGUAUCAAUUUAAAUCAAUAUUUAAUUAGUAGUCAAUUUUGUAAUAAUUAUAUGAAUGAAUAUUGUUUGUUGCAGACAUAGAUUAAUUAGAUUUAUGAAUCCCUUUACAAGUAGGUUACGUUGCUGUGCAACUGUGCGAGGCCACGAUGUAAUUAAAGCUUGUAGGAGUACUAAAUACCUUAAUUGCUAUAAAAAUUUGAAAAGAAUAAGAAAAUUAAUAUAAAUAUAAAAAAUUCAAAAAAUAAUCAACUUUUAAACUUACUUUUCAAAAUAAGUACUUUUUUUCUGGAGCACAGGUUUGGGGUUAGAAGCUUGGUAAAAUAAGUCAAGGUCUUUGUUCACUUUUAGUAACAACGAACAAAGAUUUUUAUCAAGCAUUUUUGUUCGCUGUUAUUAACAACGAACAAUUACAAGGCUAAUUAUGUGCACUUUCUUGUUUCAAUUAUAAUUGUUAUUUUCUUGGGCCAUGUCAAUUUCACAAGGCUUAUUUUUAGAAUUUUAAUUAUUAGAUUUCCUAUUUUAUUUUCUAAAAAUUUGGGAAAGUUGAUAAUUAUGGGAUUAGAGGUGAUUUUAUUUAAUCAUAUAAAGUGACUUAAUGUUAAUUUUAAUUCUCUCCAAAAGAAUGCUAUUUUAAUUAAAAAACUAAAAUUAACUUUUCUAAUCUAUUUCCUAACAAUUUGGAAAAGUUGCUUAUUUUGAAUAUUAAAUUUAAAAGUUGCUUAUACUUUGAAUUUUUACAUUAAUUUGCUUAUUCUUUUUAGAUUUUCAAUUUCUAUUUCCCUUAUUUCUUCUCAUUUUAUUGCCUUGCAUACUUCUUAGUUGUUCUCUUGGGCCGUAACAAUUGUACGUACUAUUAAUUUACUCCCUUUUUAUCACGAACAUUAUAAUCUUUCAUCUUAAAAUAUUUUAUGUAGAUUUACAUAAUAUUAUAACAAUAGAACAAAUAAAAAUUUAUUCUGCUGUUGGAGUUUGUAUUAUGGAACUCAAAAAUCUCUUAAAUAUUCAAGUCUCAUAAUGCAAACAUAAAGAAACAGAAAAAGCAUUUCCUUUGUUUCACUAUAUUUAUUACAUUUGACUUUUUACGCAAUCGAAUGUGUUAUUUUGAUCAUUUAUAUAAUGAAGUAUAGACAUCUAAAAAUUGUAAAAGUUAAUAUCUAAAACUAUGCGAUUAGAUGAUUCAAAUAAGAUCUCACCCGACUAUAUUUUCUUACAUAUUAGCUGUAAUAAAUAAAAUAAAUUUAAACAAUAAAUAGUAUCAACAAUCGUAAUGUAGCGAGUAUUUCAGAAUGGAGAAAGUACACAUACAUGCAAAUGAAGGAGUAAUUCAUUUAGAGAAAGUAUUGCUUUUCAAAAUAAGGUUUGAAUUUCAUUAUCAUGUAAUUCUUCUCUUUUCUUAGCCGAUUAAAAUAAAAUAAAUAGAUAAACUAUGAAAGUAGAAUGUUAUAAGAUGUAAUUAAAUUAAAACUAAACAUACUAGAUAUUAAUUAAUAUUAAUAAUUAAUAUUAAUUUGAACAAAAUGUGGCUAAGGAUUUGACACUAUUUAUUUGAACAAAAUGUACUUUGGGCGUGUUCGGUUUAUGGCUUUUUGGCUAGCUUUUUGAUUGACUUUUAGCCUAUUGGUUGAGCAAAUCAAUUAUCUAUUAUCUAUUAUAUAUUAUCUAUUAUCUAUUAUUAAUAUUGGUAAUAUUAAUUAAUAUUAAUAAUUAAUGUUAAUAUUAUUAAUAUUAAUUUAAAUUAAUAUUGUUAAUAUUAAGGAAAAUUUACCCAAAAUAAUUCAAUUUAUUCACGAUCUUACUAUAAUAAUCCCAACUUAUCGAUUAAUCAUGAAUAAUCUCAUGUAUUGUGUCAAUCUACCCCAUCUCCUCCAUGUUUAGGGAUGCAGGCGGGACGGGUCUAAUAGGAGACCCGCCCCAUCCCCGCCCCGAUGGGUCCCGGUUUGAUGGGUCAUGGGGCGGGUACGGGUAUAAAAUUGAUACCCACCGCGGGGAUGGGGAUGGGUUUUAGGUGAUACCCGCCCCAUCCCUGCCCCGCCCCGCCCCGCCUCCCUAAAUUUAUUUUUAAAAAAAAAAUUUAAAAUUUCUGGAAACCUUGAAUUUAUUUUCAAAUUUUUGAAAAUUUUUUUAAAAACCCCAGUUUUUAUUUUUUUUAUUUUUAAAAAAAAAAUUCAGUAAUUUUUACCAAGAUUAACAUCCAUCGAUCACUGCACAGUUGUUUUUUCCGAUCUCUUUUUCCUGCCUUUUUUAUUCCACUAUGGUAAGUUGAUAUUGUGAUAGUUUAGUUCUUCUCAUGGAUGUUUUUAAGCACAGUUGUUCUUCCACGUUCUGCUCACUAAGUGGCACUUAUUGUAAUUCAUAUGUAGGUAUUGAAUUUCAAUAUGUUAUUAUAUUGUGCAAGUAAACACUGAUUAAUUUUUAGUUCUUCAAACACCCUUAAUAUAAUGAUCAAUUUUUACAUGAUUAAUUUUUACAUUGUUUCUGGAAUUUCAAUAUGUUAUUAUAUUGUGCAAGUAAAAUGGGUUUUAAGGCCCAAAUAAUUGAAUAUAAAUAUGUGAUACAGAUGGGUAUUAAGCGAGGAUUUGAUGGGUGGUGGGGCGGGUAAAAUGAGUAUUAGACGGGGAUGGAUACCUAGAUGGGUGGCGGGGCGGGGAUGGUAUUAGGUACAAACCCAUCGGGGCGGGGACGGGGAAAAAAAUUAUACCCGCCGCGGGGAUGGGGAUGGGGAUGGGGAUUGAUUUUCCAGAUGAGGAUGGGGAUGGUAAAGCCAAUACCCGCCCCGCCCCGUUUGCAUCCCUAUCCAUGUUUGUUUCUACUUCACAUUCCAUUGACGACACAACAGUGAGUGAAGAAGCCCAUCUCUUUUGAGCUCCCAUUUCUAGUGACUAUAAGUGCAGCUUCGCCAUUUCCAGUGACUAUAGCCAUCAAUGGUAAGUUUUCGAAUUUUGUAAAAUUAAAUUGAUGGGUUUCGAAUUUUCAUCUCCAAUUUAUUAUUCAUUCUAAGCAGUGAGUGAAGAAGCCCAUCUCUUUUGAGCUCCCAUUCUAGUGACUAUAAUCGCAGCUCCGUCAUUUUCAGUGACUAUAGCCAUCAAUGGUAAGUUUUCAAAUUUUGUAAAAUUAAAUUGAUGGGUUUCGAAUUUUCAUCUCCAAUUAUGCAUUCUAAAUUUUGUUCUUGAUUUGAUCUAUGCUAGGCUAGUCAGUGUGAUUCCUUUACAAUAAAAUGGUGGUUUGGUGGGGUGUUUAAAAAGACAAGGUUUGAAUUAGAGUAUGUGGGUGGUAUGUGUAAAUCCAUGAGCAUAGAACCUGACAAGUUAUCUUGGUUUGAACUUAAGGGAAUAGUUGAGGAAGAUAUUGGUUUCAAGUCUCCAUUUAGCUUAUACUACUUAGAUCCUAAGGCAAUGACUUUUGAGGAAGGGUUGAAGAAACUAAUCAAUGAUGUUUCUGUAAGUGAAAUGGGUAAUGUUGGUACUGACUUUAGGGCUGUAGAUGUAUAUGUUGUUGAUGUUAAAGAUGAUGACAAAUUGUCUGUGAAAAUGAAAAAAGAAUUUAGUAAUGUAGGUAAAGCAUAUGGCUUUGUAGGUGAAAGGAAGAAAUUAACACCUAGGAAAGCACAUAAAGAUACAUGUGAGGCAAGUUGCUUUCUUCAUAUCCCAACCCACCUAAUAUUUCAGAUAUUUGUAAUGAAUCUGAAAAUCAAAGUUGCUUUCUUCAUCCCAAACAGCCCCAUAAACUCACAACAUGAAAAGAAUUAUAAGCUAAUCCCCAUCGAACAAGGUUUAUCUGAAGAUGAGCUAGAUUUUACUUGUGAUUGGUAUGAGACUUGGCCUGGUAAAAUUGCAUCUGGUGAGAUAAAUGAGGGUUAUGAAGAAGCUUUUGAAGAUGAAGAUGAUAGCACAGAUUUAGACUAUAUCAUAUCAGAUGAGGAUGAAACUGAAGGAGAUGGGUCAAUUGAGCUUGUUUUGAGUGAGGACUUGUCAGUGGAGGAGGAUGAAGGUGUUGUUCAAUCAAAUUUGAAGAUUGGUGAGUGCUCUUUCAAUGAUAUUGUGUCUUAAUAUGAAAAUAGUGAUGAUGAAAUUGUCACACCUACUAUAGUAAAUGAUAAAACAGAUUUUAGGAGGUUUAAAUGGUGUGUUGGAAUUGUUUUUGGUAAUUCUCUUGAAUUUAGACAAGCUGUUACUAGAUAUGCUAUUGCUCAAGGGAGAAAUGUUAAAAUUUGUGCAAGUGACAAAAAAAGAUUGCAAAGAAUUGGAGUAAGAUGUGUUGAAGGGUGUCCAUUUAGGAUUUUUGCUAGUUGGGAUAGGAAGACGGCUUCAUGUGUUGUGAAAACAGUGGAUGGUCAACAUACUUGUCAAAGGAAUAUGGAUUCAAAUAGGCAAUUCAAGGCUUCUUGGUGUGCGGAAGAGUUACUUGAUCUGUUCAAAAGUAGACCACACAUAGCGUCAUCUGAAAUUAUAGACAUUGUGAGGAAGAAUUACAGGAUAAUUAUUACUAGGGUUUUGCAUAUAAGAUUAAAUAUGCUACUCACAGAAAGUUACAUGGUUCAAUGAAGCAACACUAUUCCAAGCUAAUGAGUUACAUGGAAGCAUUGAAAUAAAGUAGCCCAAAAAAGCCAUUUUACAAUUGUCACUGAUGGGAAUAUUGAUAGGUCGUUUAUGUACUACCAAACAAUUCCUGGUAUGCAACUAGUAUAGCAGCAGUUAGGGUCGAAUCCACAGGGAACAAUGUAGUAAGUGAUUAUUUUCCGGCUACCAAUUGAUCCUAGGUAACACACAAAUUUGGAGGAUAUAUGUCUAAACUAACUAAACAACUAGAGCGCAAACAAUUAAAUUAGAAAAGUAAAUCGAUGAUACUAAAACAUCCAGGGAUAAACUUCCCCACUAGCAUGAUAUGAUGACAAUGAGAUCCUACUACCCUUACAACAAUCAUAACCAAGUUCAAUAGGACGAAUACACCAUUAAGAAUACUAAUAACUCCUUUCGAAGACUAUUAGCUUCACUACCAUACUAUCAAACCUAUUUUCAUGGAAUCAAGUAUAGUAAUGACAUUGAGCACAAUAUUCUAUAAGAUCCAACAAUCAAAUCUAUCUAUUUUCAUGAAGAUUAUCAAGCCCUUGAUCUAAAAGGCCAUUCAUUCAACUCUAACUUUCGUUAACGAUGAAUAAAUUGUUAACUACAAUUUCCAAAGUUUCUAUUGAAAAACGUAAGUUAACUAGCAUAAGAGAUCAAGCAUGAACAAGGAUUGUGCAUAACAAAAAGGGAUUGGAACUCAAUAAUUCAUCAUCAAAAUCAUGGCUAGGGUUCCAUCUAACCUUAGAUUAAGAAACUACUCACACAUAUUAAAUGCAACAAAACAAGAAUUCAUUAAAGGAAACAUGAUUAAAAAUAAUAACAAGAAAAGGGAUAAAGAAAUAGUACUUGAAUUCGAAUACCAAAUGAUGAACGAAAGUAAAUGAAGUUACAAAGUUUCUUUCCCAAAGUGAAGAAUUAAAAGUAUCUAAAAAAAACAUAGAAAAUGUUAACUCCCCUUGUUUGGUUACAUUCCCCAUCAUUUAAUAAAAAACCGUGCGGAAAAAACGGUUAUUAAAGCAGGACCGGACCGGGUUUCAGCAAGACCGGACCGGGUUUCUGGAAGACCGGACCUGGUUUCUGAAGACCCGACCGGAUUUCCAGAAGACCGGACCGGGUCUGUGUGUUAAGAGUUUUCCAGAGAGUAGAAGUUGCAGGACCCGAACGGGUUUAAGCAAGACCCGACCGGGUCCUUGGGUUAAACAUAUUAGCAAGUGAUUUUAGACAACCCGGCCGGGUUUGAGCUGGACCCGACCGGGGCUUGUAAUCUUGUGCGAGACAUAUAUAUGCUAAUUGGAACAAAAGCUUCAAGGGUGAAGAGAUGAAGCUUUUAUUUUGGAGGUGUGCAAAAGCUUAUAAUGAAGCUGAUUUUAAUGACGGAAUCACAGAAAUGAAGAAAGUAAACCAUGUAAUUGCUAAAGCAUUUAACUUGGCUAAUCCUCGUUUAUUUUGUCGAGCUUUUGUGAAGGUUGAUACAAAGUGCGAUGUGAUAUUGAGUAACAUGGCCGAAACUUUUAACUAUUACAUCAUGCAUGCUAGAUCAAAACACUUGAUUGAUAUGCUUGAUGAUAUUUGAACAAUGAUAAUGAACAGGCUAACUACAAAGAGGGAGGAGUGUGCAAGCAAGUGGAGUGGAUUAUUAUGUCCAAAAGUACAAGUUAUAUUGGAUAAAGAGAAAGAAGAGGCAUCUAAUUGCACUGUUCUACCGUCUACUGCUACAGUAUUCCAAGUUGCUCAUCACAUUGACGUAUUAGAGGUGGACAUAGAAAGAAGAACAUGUACGUACAGGAAAUUAGAUCUUAAAGGGAUUCCUUGUUGUCAUGCUGUUGUCUCAAUUAGUUACCUACAUAAAGACGUCGAGUCAUUUGUGGAAGAAUGUUACACCAAAGCUGCAUACACAAGACUUAUACAGGUUGCAUAGCUCCUUGCAUUGGAGAACAUCAAUGGCCUAAAAUUGAUAUGUCCAUCGAUCCACCCCCAAUCAAAAUUGGUCCAGGAAGAUCAAGAAAGUCACGAAUCAAAAGUGCUCCUGAGGACCCAAAAAAACCAGGGAAACUCACAAGACAUGGCAUGCAGAUGAGUUGUACCAUUUGUAAAUUCACUGCACAUAAUAAACGAAAUUGUCCGGAAGAAUGAGAUGUGGUAAUGCUCUUCAUAGCAUGAGACAGAUGAAAAAAAGAAAAGAAAAACAGAGAUUCUUGAUGAAUUUUUCGGUUUUAAUGGAGGAUUUGGGGUAUGGGUUUUAAUGGAGGAAGGAAUUCAUGGUAAAAUGAUGAAGAAGUUGGGUUAAACAUAAGCUACAGCAACUUAACCGGAACAAUUGGUAAAAAUGGAUUCAACAGCACUCCGGGUAAAUUGAUACAAUACAUGAGAUUAUUCAUGGCUAAUCGAUUGUUGAGAUUAUUGUAGGAAAAUCGUGAAUAGGUUGGAUUAUUCUGGGUAGAUUUUUCUAAUAUUAAUAGAUGAAAUUCUUGUAUUCUAAUGUGUUAUGUUUUGCGCAUUGUAUAAGUAAUAGAUAGAAAUAAAAAAUAGGAAAAAUGGCGAGACGAGGACAAAUUACAAGAAAUUAGAAGAAUUAUAAACCCAUAUCAAAAUCAAAUCAAAUAAUAAAACAAACAACCAACCACAAUUACUGAAUUUGUUGGAUUAAAUGGCAGAACUUGAGAUGUGAAGGAAGAAACUGAAAGAGAAAAUGAAGAAAUGGGAAAAAUGAGAAAGAAAAUGAGAAAGGAAGAAACUAAGAGAGAACGUGAAGAAAUGGGAAAAUAAUAAAGAAAAUCAAAGUAGUUGAUGAAGUGGCAUACGACGUGGUAGUUCAGUAGCAAAAGAACUAUCCAUCAACUAAGGAUGAAUAGUGUUCAUCUUGUAAUAAUUCGCAUUUCAUUUUGCAUGACUCGGCCCGACCCGACCCGUUUCAUUUAAGUCCGACCCAACUUUUGCCAUGUUUUAUUGUCUACUAGGUUAUCAUAAUUAUAUUGAGACCAAUUGUUGAAAGAUGCAAAUAAUUAUAUUUAAUUUGAUUGUCUUACUUUAUAAAAUUAAUUUGAUUUGAGGGCAAAAUUUCAUACCAAUUUCACGCGAUUAGAGUUAGAGUUCAUGAUAAAAUGUUGCAUUUUGUGAGUUUUGUUUCACCUCUAUGUUUGUUUGGGGUUGACUUUCAAUUUGUUUGUGAGUUUUGCUACAUUAAUACAAUGUCAUUUUAGGGAUUUAGGGUUUUAGCUAAUAAAGCUUAAGUCUAAUAAUUAAAUAAUUUAUUUUUUUUCUUUCUUUAAAUUUCUUCUCUUUAAUCUAAUAUUUAAUUACUUAAAUCAACAGAUGUUAGGACCUUGGACAAACUGAUGUUUACAUAAUUACAUGAUGACUACAUGUGUCUUGUAAUGGAAAGUUUGUGUUGAAAGAUUACAAAUAUCUUAGAUUGACCAGCAACGCAAAAUAACACAAUUCUGCAAUAUAGAUCUAAAGCAAACGAUAAUCAUCCAUAACAAGACAAGUGUCUCAUACAUAUAAUGACUUUAAUAUUUUUCCAUGUCUCAAUUUAAUUAUGCUACCUAUUAUUAACUAUACACCUCCGGCCCUUGCAUCAUUUACCCUUUACACGCUUUUACAUUUUAAUAUUUUCAUUGCAUUAUUUUUAAUAAAAAUGUAUAAAACUACAUUAUUGCAUUUAAUAGUGUAACUUGGGGGACCGCGUGCCACUUUUCUUCUAUCUAAACAUAAUGUUAGUGUUUUAUCCAUGUAUAACCUUAAAAUUGUGAUUUAUUGUUUUUCUUGUCACAAACUAUAGAGAUGUCAGGAAAUAGGUGAUUAAAGUUGGUUCGCAUUGGAUGUUACUUCUAUUCUAUCGUUUGUACUUUAGCUCAAUUUUCGUGUGCAAAAUAUAUCUCAUCUUCGUAUUUAUAGCUUAACAGUUUACUACUUGCGUUAAUGUAAUGAAAAGUAUUCUAGUAGAAUAAUAUAAGAUAGUUUUAGUUGAGAUAAACUGCAAUGAGAAUGAAUAAAAUUUAGAGGAAUUUGCACUUGUCUUUCAUUUAGGAGCGAGUCAAAUAAUUCUAUGUUAAGUAACUUAGACUCAAAGUUUGCAUCAUUAAGUUUGAAUGUGUUAUAAACGAUGUCAAAUGCGAGAGUUCUAUUGGGUGCUCAGAAUCUGCAUAUUAAGUUCCAGAAUUUGAAGGGUAAAGGUUUGAAAAAGGAGCAUGAUGUCACAAACAUUUCUACUAAAGUGUGGAAGAGGCAACCAACUGCUUUUAAUGUUGACAAAGCAAUAAAAGAAAAAAAAGCUCUUUUAAUGGCGACGAUGGACCCCGAUGGCGGUGAUGUAGUUCAUGCAUCAAGGCCUCAAAAAAAAUUGAAAUCAAUUCCUUGCUUGGAUUAUCCUGGAGAUCAUUACCUUGAUCGUGAUCAAUUGUAUUGCACAAAUUUGUUGCUGAAGGAGGUACUUGUUGCAGAUAGGCAGCACCAACCUGUAACAGUGGUGUGCAUGAAUUUCAUCGCUCGUUCUGAAGAUGAUUCCAAGCUGUUUUAUUUCUUUGCUAAACUUCAAGAUGGUCCGUAUCCUAAUUAUCAUGAUGUCAAGGAGAUGUGCUUCGAGGAAGAUUUUAAGGAGCCUCAACCUAGUGACUUUCAAGUCAAAGAGUUAUGUUCGUUGGAAACACAUGAUUCCGGUAAGUCUCUUUAUGUAGUUACAAUGUUGCUCUGAUUCUUCAUUCUGACUCAUGUACCCAGUCGUAUUGUUGAUGAUCGGACAUUGGUAGACACUUAGGACACUUCAUUUUUAGGUGUGAAAUUGAAUAUUAUAGACAUGUUCGAUACUUCGAAACAUACCAGUAUCGGAGUCCGAGUAACAUAGUGUAGAAACGUAUACAUGAGUUUUCAGUGAAGUAUUUCCUGACAUUAGGAUUGAAUAGGAUAUAUUGAAGAAAUGAAAUCAGUCACAUGAACAUUCAUUUAUUAAAUUAAUACCAUGGAAUGUUUCGUGUCAAAUUGCUCAUGCAUUAUUGUGGUUAAUAUAUAAAGUACUUAUUACAUCAA